Molecule: messenger RNA, 4156 nt
Organism: Panicum virgatum (switchgrass)
Lineage: Eukaryota; Viridiplantae; Streptophyta; Magnoliopsida; Poales; Poaceae
Product: putative disease resistance protein RGA1
Exons: 3
Coding region: 35-3763 (1242 amino acids)
Biological process (GO): defense response to fungus
Molecular function (GO): ADP binding
Source: RefSeq, a predicted model, not a curated record
UCGAGAGAAGCGAGAGCACCAGGAGGGGGCAACCAUGGCGGAGCUCGGAGGCUUGCUCGCCUCUGCCAUCCUAAAGGUUGUGUGUCAGAAGAUAGGUUUGGCCAUCGGAGACCGGAUCAAGCUGCAAGAGAAUUUCAUCGACGACCUGGAGGGGAUGAAGAUGACACUGGAGUCUGUGGCGGCAUUGCUCAAUGACGCGGAAAGGCGGUCCAUUGAGGAGGAAGCGGUGCGACUGUGGCUCAAACGGCUCAAGGACGCAAUGUAUGGCAUCGACGACAUGAUGGAUGAGAUUGAAGCCGGCACCAAACCGGCUGCAUCCAAGGUUGUAGCUAUGAUACCCUGUCUCACGAUUGGCCCCAAGUUUAAAAUGGUCAAUGAGAUGAAGGCAAUGCGAAGAAAUUUGGAGGAGAUCACAAGACAACACCAGGAUUUCAGUUUCACACCUGGCUGUACCACCAACGUUGAACAAGUUACUGAUAUGCGGGAGACAUCAUCUGCUGUUGAAGAAGCACUAAUCGUAGGGAGGACGGAAGAGAAACAGAAAAUACUGGCUUCCUUGUCUGGGAACCUGGCACAAGAGAUCAUCAUCCUUCCUAUAUAUGGCUUUGGAGGCAUCGGCAAGACAACCUUGGCAAAAUUAGUUUUCAGUGAUGCCCAGUUCAAUGAUUACUCUCGGGUAUGGGUAUAUGUGUCCCAGGCCUUUGACUUGAAAAAGAUUGGCAACUCUAUAAUUUCACAAGUAUCUAAUGGCAAUAGUUACAUAGCUGAAAAGCAGAUGAUAAAUAAGCGUCUUCAAGAGCUACUAGCUGGUAAGAAGAUUCUGGUUGUUUUAGAUGACAUGUGGAGGGAUAACGAAAAUGAAUGUCAACUGGAAGAUUUGAGGGCUAUGCUAAGGGUUGGAGAAGGCAGCAAAGUGGUGGUCGUAGGAACCACACGUGACGAAGGCAUAGCAAAGGAACUCUGUACCAUUCAACCACACAAACUAGCCCCAUUGACAGAUGACAUGUGCUGGACUAUAAUAAAGCAAAAGAGUGCCUUUGAAUCUAAAGAUUGCAAAGAGCAGUUAGAGCAUAUCGGAAGGGACAUUGCAAUGAAAUGUGCAGGUGUGGCUUUGGCGGCUCAAUCGCUUGGAUACAUGUUGCGGUCCAUGACUUUUGACGAAUGGAAGUCAGUGAGAGACAGUGAUAUCUGGAAUGUUUCUGCUACCAGAAAUACAUGUUCUGCACAACAUACAGUUUUUGCAUCCUUGAGGUUAAGUUACAAAAGUAUGCCACCAUACUUGAAGCUAUGCUUUGGCUACUGUGCAACCUUUCCAAAAGGUUGCAACAUAGCUAAAGGUGGUCUAAUUCACCAAUGGCUCUCUCUAGGUUUCAUCGAGCCAGGAAGCAUAUUAUCUACUCGGCAACUUGGAGAAAAUUAUGUUCAGCAGCUUUUGGGGCUGUCCUUCCUCCAAAUUUCAAAGUCACCUUCAAUUGCUCGAUUGCAUCACGAGGAUGGCAUAAUGCUCACCAUGCAUGACCUGGUGCAUGACUUGGGAAGAUCAGUCAUGGUUCAUGAAGUUUUGGAUGCUACCAAAAAGCAAAUUACUGGCGGAAGCUACUGCCGCUAUGCGUCACUUAAUGAUUAUACCAAGCCAUUGGAGUUAUGCACAACAUCUCCACCAAAAAUAAGGGCAAUGCGCUUUCUAGACUGUCGCAAAAUUGAACCAUGUGGUGAUGCAUUUUCAUCAGCUACAUCUUUGCGGGUCUUGGAUUUGAGCAGGUGUUCCAUAUUGAGGUUGCAAGAUUCUAUUGGCAAAUUGAAGCAAUUGAGGUAUCUUAAUGCUCCACGGAUCUCUAGUCAAAAUAUUCCCAGUUGUAUCGCCAAGCUCUCCAAAUUAAUGUACCUAAACUUAAGUGGGUCUAUGAUAUCAGCACUGCCAGAGUCAAUUGGUGAAAUCAAAGGUCUGAUGCAUCUUGAUAUCUCAGAUUGCGUGGUAAUAAAAAGCCUUCCAGAGUCAUUUGUGAACCUAAAAAAAUUGGUACAUCUGGACAUGUUAAACUGCUGUCAGCUUAGAGGUGUAGUGAAAGCUUUGGCCGGCCUUACCAAUAUCCACUAUUUGAAUUUAUCACUUCGACCAGACCUUGAGAAUAUUUUACCUCUUGAGGGGAUGCCAGAAGUCAUCUAUGAUCUCACUGAACUACGGUAUUUAGGUCUAUCAUGGACAAUACAUUCAAUCUUCGGCCAUAAUGGCUCACAUGAGACAUUCAGUUUCAUUGACCGUAUUUGCGCCCUUCACAAUCUAGAACAUCUAGACUUGUCUUGUAAUUGUAGUAUUGUUUGUGUGCCUGAAAGUAUUGGCAGUCUCAGGAAGCUGCAUACACUGAACCUCUUGAACUGCACAAGGCUAGCAAGGCUUCCAGAAUGUAUUGUCAAAAUGGAGAGCCUGAAGAUUCUAAAUGUGACCGGCUGCUCUGAAUUGGAUAAGUCUACACUCUCUCGAUCCAAGAUGUUUGCCUUGUUGCCACACUUCGCAGUCCAUACUGAUGAUGGUGAAUCUAGCAGCAAUAUUGGUCUGCUCUGUCAUGCAAAUCCUAAUGAGCUGCACAUAAGUAGCCUUGAUAAUGUGAAAUCUAGAGAAGAAGUCCAGAGUAUAAAGCUGAUGGAAAAACAUGGGAUUUACGAUUUAAAUCUUGAGUGGACUAGAGAUGCCCAGAGAUCUGUGGAGGAUGUGCUAGUGUUGGGAGAGCUUGUUCCACCCAGCACCUUAUGUACAUUUCAUAUGAAAGGUUAUAGUAGCGUGAAAUUUCCAGCCUGGUUUAUGGGUAUUAAUCAUCAUCUCCCUCAUCUUAUCCAGAUUGAAAUGUGGUAUUUAAGUAAAUGCAACAGCCUACCAGCACUUGGUCAGUUACCAAACCUCCAAGAUUUAGUUUUGGGAGGAAUGGACAGAAUUUUAGUAAUUGAAGAGGGUUUCUGUGGUGGCGUGAGAGCGUUUCCACGACUGAAGAAAUUUAGUCUAUGCAGCAUGGAAAACCUGGAAGCUUGGAACACAACAUACUCCUAUGGCAAGGGUGCUGCGAAAGAAUUCAUGUUCCCCAAUCUUGUGGAUCUCUUAAUAUGUGACUGCCCAAAGUUGAGAUUGAAACCGUGCCCACCUAGGGCUAAGAAAUGGGAGAUUGAGAACAGCGAUAAUGUGUUGUUAUCAUGGGGAGAAACCUGCGCUUCCUCUGAUGUACUAACAGAUGUGUUUGUGACAGUGAAAUCCAGCAAGGUGCCUUUGGAGCAAUGGAUGUUGCUUCACCACCUUCCUACCAUCAUUGAGUUAAGCAUUAUUUGUUGCACUGAUCUGGCAUGCAGCUCCCUAGAGAUCAUACAAGACCUCUCCUUUAUCAAAUCCCUGUGGCUGAAAGGCAAUGCUCAGCCAGAAGUUCCGAAAUGGUUGGGUGACCUCAUCUCUUUGCGAGAAUUGCUCAUCACAGAGUGGACAGGGCUGAGUGACUUGCAAGAGAACAUGCGGCAUCUCACCUCCCUCGAGGAGCUGUCCUUGUAUCAGUGUCCAAGCAUUACAACGCUUCCAGAAUGGCUGGGCGAUCUUUCCGCUCUCAAGGAACUUGUGAUCUCAGACUGCAGGGGCAUCAAGUCUUUGCCAAAGAGCAUAUUGAAGCUCACUAAUCUGAAAGAAAUAAGUAUUUACGACUGCCCUGAAUUGACUGAGUGGUGUGAAUUAGAGGAAAACAAGAAGAAGCUCGCUCACAUUUACUGGAAGGUACACGUCCUGCCAUGAUACAUGCUGUAUCCCUCUUAUUUUGGACUGAGUCGACUGACUGUUUUUUUCUCGGCUUUUGUUGAAUUUAUUUAUUGUCUAAGAUCCUUUGAAGCAGUUAAUUAUAUAUUUUCUUGUGCAUUGCCUUGUAGUUCUUUUUCUGUAUAAAUAGGAAAAAAAAUUAUUCCCCAAAUAAUUCAUAACAUGGUGAGGAACAUCUGAAUUUAGAGCUUCAAAGGAACAAUUGGUAAAAAUAUUCAUGCAACAGAGUCUCCUAGCUGCUACAUACUAUGGUUUACUACUCCUGCCUGCUUUCAUUCACGUCUACUGUAACUUUACAAUUCAAAGAAAACUUUGUAAAAUAAAGUAGUCACAAUUAACUCGAAACCCAUGAACAUCCUAUUUUUUAGCAUU